Acanthosepion pharaonis is the source of this 936-nucleotide messenger RNA. Lineage: Eukaryota; Metazoa; Mollusca; Cephalopoda; Sepiida; Sepiidae. The record is from the annotation of a GenBank genome assembly.
AUGCAAUCUAUUUCUACAUUUUUGAAUGCUUUGACUGGUUUUAUCUAUCUAUCUAUCUAUCUAUCUAUCUAUCUAUCUAUCUAUCUCUCUCUCUCUCUCUCUCUCUCUCUCUCUAUAUAUAUAUAUAUAUAUAUAUAUAUAUAUAUCCGUUCAUCUAUCUAUCUAUCUAUCUAUCUAUCUAUCUAUCUAUCUAUCUAUGUAAGCCUGAAAUAUCUACUUUUAUUCAUGUCUAUCUAUCGUGAAGCCUCAAAUAUACCAGGAAUUUCUUUAAAAACACUCAUUGGUUUGGUUUCAACCAGAGAUCUAUCUAUCUAUCUAUCUAUCUAUCUAUCUAUCUAUCUAUCUAUCUAUCUAUGUCUGUUCCUCUAUCUAUCUAUCUAUCUAUCUAUGUCCAAAAUUUAUGUCAUAUAUCUAUGUAUGUCCAAUAUCAUUAGUUAUUGCUUUGGCGCCAUAUUGUCUUUCAUUCUGUUUUCCUUUCUCUGUUUACUGAUAUUAACAUGCCACUCUCUCUUCUUCUUCUUCUGUCUGUCUGUCUGUCUGUCAGUCUGUUGUAGUAUGAUCAUAUCUACCAAUAUAUCAUGCCUUCUUUUUUUCAUUCUUCUUUCCGUUUUCAUUUUCCCAUCUAUCUAUCUAUCUAUCUAUCUAUCUAUCUAUCUAUCUAUCUAUCUAUCUAUCUAUCUAUCUAUCUAUCUAUCUAUCUAUCUAUUUCAUUCUGUUAAUUAUCUAUCUAUGUCCCAUGUCAUUAGUUAUUGCUUUGACGCCAGAACUGCCAGCCCCCAGGAUAAUAAGAAAUAUGAUCUUUUAUUCUUCUUUUCUUUGAAUAUUACACCCUCCUUCCACUUCAUAGCUUUCUUUCUAUUUAUUCCAAUAUUCUUUCUUUCUUUCUAUUCUAUCUAUCUAUCUAUCUAUCUAUCUAUUGGAGAAUAUGAUAUAUAA